AUGAGUAUCAGUCAGAAGGAUUAUCUCAAAAAGUAUAUGGAUGGACCGUCAGAUGGGAAGAAGAAAAAGAAGUCCAAGAAAGAAAAGAAACAAGUAAAAUCUAAUGGGUAAGUCUUCGAUUAUCUUUGCCUUUUUUGUGCAAGAUUUAUUUGAUCAUUUAGAUGUGACGGAGUUGUUCAAUUUACUUAUAUUGUUGUAGUUGAAGUAUAACAUUUUUUAGUAUGCGAAUAGUCGAUGAAGACGCGUUUAUGACCGUGGAACCGACUCGAGGUCCUCGAAUGGACAUUGAAUCUGAUGAGGAAGAGGAAGAUUUGGAUGAGAUUGUCUUACGGGAAUAUCAGAAUAAGAACGGAUUCAAGGAGACGUUCGAAACCGUCGAAAGUAAGUUUUUCUCUUCUUUUUGGUUUGAUGUUUAGAUUAUUAAGCGUAUUGGGUGAAGCAUCUAACAAAAUCUAAUUUUAGUCAAAGCAGAGCAUCCAGAAUCUGAUCAGCGUGAAGAUGGGAAUGAUAAACGAGGAAAGGAGUCGGAUCGAAGAAAAAGGAAUGAUUCAGAUGACGAAGAGGUACCUAGAAGUCGGAAACGCCACGACUCCGACGCUUCACCUCCCCGACGACGAAGAGAUUCGGAUGCUUCUCCUCCACGACGUCGAAGACACGACUCUGGAUCACCUCCGAGGAGAAAACGGCAUGACUCUGAUGAAGAUGUACCGAGGCGUCGGAAACGGCAUGACUCGGAUGCCUCACCUCCCAGAAGGCGGAAAGAUGGCAAUAGUAGGAUACGAAAGGAUUCUGAGUCUCCAAAACGACGAAAACGAGCAGAUUCGGAUGAAGAUGUGCCGAGACGGAGGAAACGGCACGAUUCAGAUGAAGAAGUCGUUAGAAGAAGAAAGGAUUCAGAUGCCAGUCCUCCGCGGAAACGGAAGAAUUCGGACGCUAGUCCACCUAGAAGACAUGUCAGAGUAAAAGAAGAGCCAGACUCAGAUGAAGAGGUGAAAAGGAUAAGAAGGAAGGAUUCAGAAGGUGAUAGAGACGUGAAAAGGAGAAGGAGAAAUGAUUCAGAUAGUGAUCAAGAAGUUAGAAGGAGGAAAAGAGCUGAUUCGGAUGAAGAUGUUCCAAGAAAAAGGGUUAAGGAAGAACCAGGUUAGUAUUUUUGGUUUCUUUUUUUUUAUUAUUUAGGUACCUCUUCGAAGUUUUUUGCAGUUUAAUGUUUGUUAUCCAACUUUAGACUCUCCAACCGUCAAGAAAUCAAGGGAAAAUGGCGGAGAGAACAAAGAAAAGAAGAAGGCCGGCCUUUUGAGUCGUCAUGAGAUGAAGAAACAUGAAGAAGACAGUGCCAAGGAACAUUCGGUAAGUAAAAUACGACAAAUUUUGUGAUUAAAUGGCUCAUUUGUUCUAGCUACAGGUUUGUUUUAGAUAUUCGAUGAUGCUGAGCAAUCCGGGAAGUACGCUGAAGCUGUCCAUCGAGAAUCAAAUUAUGGCCGAAGGAAAAAAGAAACAAAAGAAGACAAGGAACGGUUGGAAAGGGAAGCCAAGGUCCAAGAGGAAAUCAACAAGAAAUACAAAGAAGUCAGCAAAGGUGUGGUGCAACAGCAAAAGGUAGGAAUGCUGAUAGCUAGUGCAAUUUAAAAAUGUUUGAAAUUUGUUUAUAAUUUUGUUUUUUUAGCGAGAAGAGAAGAAAAAAGAAAUGGCCGAGGUAUUGCAAGAAGGAUUCACGCGCUACAGGGAUGAUGAAGCCAUGAAUGAUUAUAUGAAGGAUCAGAUCUUGGAUGAAGAUGAUCCGUUGGCUGAUGUAAUGAAGAAACGGAGAAUGAAGAUCAAAAUGAAAUCAGAAUUAGGUAAGCAGAAUUUAGAGAGUGUUUUCUGGAGUUUUUGAGAUGCUUCCUAAUAUUUUUCAUAUUCAACAUGGUCUAAUGUCAUAUUCUUUUCAGUAUACCCCACCUACAAAGGUCAUUGGCCCCCAAAUCGCUUCCAGAUCCCCCCUGGCUACAGAUGGGAUGGUGUGAAUCGCUCCAACGGAUUCGAAGACAAAUUGGCCCGCAGGGCGAACGACGACGAAGCCCGGGAAAAAGCCAUGUACAGAUUACAACAAGAACUCAAUGAAUAA
Messenger RNA from Bursaphelenchus xylophilus (pine wood nematode), 2104 nucleotides. Lineage: Eukaryota; Metazoa; Nematoda; Chromadorea; Rhabditida; Aphelenchoididae. The record is from the annotation of a GenBank genome assembly.